UGGGAUGAAAUGAAAAUGGAAAUGGGAUGGGGAUGGGAAUAUGAAUGGCAUGAUACUGAGAUAGGGAUGGAAAUAGAGACAAGGAUUGAAAUGGGAAUGGAAUGGGGUGAGGUAGUGAUGGGGAUGGGGACAGGCACUCUGGGUGCAAGCUCUGCAGGGCAGUGCACUCCGCACAGGAGCUGGGGGUCCCCCCACUUGCCACAGCCCUGCCCAGCAGUGCAGCUGGAGGAGCUGGUAGCCGUGCACUAUGAGGAGGGGCAGAAGCAGGGGCAGCGCGUCGUGCUGGGCACCGGUGGCUUCGGCAGGGUGGAGCUGGUGCGGUGCCACGAGCAGCUCUUUGCACUGAAGCGGAUCCGCAAGGACCAGGUGGUGCGGACGCGGCAGCAGGAGCACAUGCGCACGGAGAGGAGGGUGCUGGCUCGCAGCCACUGCCCCUUCAUUGUAGGGUUCUUUGGCUCCUUCCGCGAUGCGCAGCACAUCUACCUGCUGCUGGAGUUCUGUCAGGGAGGAGAGCUGUGGACCAAGCUGCGUGAGCUGCGCUGCUUUGAGGAACCACUGGCCGUAUUCUGCUCUGCCUGUGUGGUGGAGGGCCUGGAGUACCUGCACGGCCACGGCAUCGUCUACCGGGACCUGAAGCCCGAGAACCUGAUGUUGGACCAGCUGGGUUACGUCAAGCUGGUGGACUUUGGCUUUGCCAAGGAGCUGGAACGUGGGGAAAAGACGUUCUCCUUUUGUGGGACGCCUGAGUACUUGGCGCCCGAGAUGCUGUGCCACGAGGGCCACGACUUUGCUGUUGACUUCUGGAUGCUGGGCAUCCUGGUGUUCGAGAUGCUGGUGGGCAGGCCCCCCUUCCACAGCACCGACCCCCAGAAGAUCUACAGCCGCAUCCUGGAUGGCAUCUUCUCCUUCCCUGCCUUCCUCAGUGAGGCUGCCUGCUCUCUCAUUGCCAAGCUCUGCAGGAGGCGCCCAGGGCAGCGCCUGGGGAACACAGCCAGUGGUAUCCGUGGCAUUAAGAAGCACAGGUGGUUCGGGGCCAUCCGGUGGAAGCGACUUGCACUGCGGCAGAUGGAGGCACCCACUAUACAGCUAUUGAAGGAGGUGGGGAUGGAGUGUGGGGUGGGGGAUGUUGGGGGGGCC
This is a messenger RNA of Meleagris gallopavo (turkey), 1137 nucleotides long. NCBI's taxonomy places the organism in Eukaryota, Metazoa, Chordata, Aves, Galliformes, Phasianidae. The record is from RefSeq and is a predicted model, not a curated record.